UGGACCCCAUCCUGUCUAUCCGUUGUUAAGAUUAAUUAGUGACCUUUUAGCUCUGCACUACCUCACAAUCCUGUAAUCCCAUUUUGCCUAUAUGACAUGAGGGUUAGUUGAGAGGUAUAAAAACCACAGUGUGCAACACUGAACCUUGUCACCAACUACACCAGUAGACUCCUUACGCAGACUCAACAGAAGAGCUGACAAGCAAAGAUGGUUUGGGAUGGAGGAAUUGAGCCCAAUGGCACUGAGGGCAAGAACUUCUACAUACCCAUGUCCAACAGGACUGGGAUUGUUAGAAGCCCUUUUGAGUACACUCAGUAUUAUAUGGUAGACCCGAUAAUUUACAAAGUUCUAGCUUUCUACAUGUUCUUCCUGAUCUGCACCGGAACUCCCAUCAACGGUCUGACAUUGUUCGUAACUGCUCAGAACAAGAAGCUCCGGCAACCUCUCAACUACAUCCUGGUCAACCUGGCUGUGGCUGGACUCAUCAUGUGCUGCUUUGGAUUCACCAUCACCAUCACGUCAGCUCUUAAUGGCUACUUCAUUCUUGGACCCACCUUCUGCGCUAUUGAGGGAUUCAUGGCCACACUUGGAGGUGAGGUUGCUCUCUGGUCACUUGUUGUUCUGGCUGUUGAGAGAUACAUUGUUGUCUGCAAACCCAUGGGAAGCUUCAAGUUCACUGGAUCUCAUGCUGGUGCUGGAGUACUCUUCACAUGGAUCAUGGCAAUGGCUUGUGCUGCACCUCCACUUUUUGGCUGGUCCAGGUACAUUCCAGAGGGAAUGCAGUGCUCCUGUGGUCCUGACUACUACACACUGGCUCCAGGCUUCAACAAUGAGUCUUAUGUCAUCUACAUGUUUGUUGUCCACUUCUUUGUUCCUGUCUUCAUCAUUUUCUUCACUUAUGGGAGCCUUGUGAUGACAGUCAAAGCUGCAGCAGCACAGCAGCAGGACUCAGCUUCUACCCAGAAAGCUGAGAAGGAAGUGACACGUAUGUGUAUAUUGAUGGUCUUGGGCUUCCUGGUAGCUUGGACACCAUAUGCCAGCUUUGCUGGUUGGAUUUUCCUGAACAAGGGAGCCUCCUUCAGUGCCCUGACUGCAGCCCUCCCUGCUUUCUUUGCAAAGAGCUCUGCCUUGUACAAUCCUAUUAUCUACGUGCUCAUGAACAAACAGUUCCGUAACUGUAUGCUAUCCACUAUUGGAAUGGGCGGCAUGGUGGAGGAUGAGACCUCAGUUUCAGCAAGCAAGACAGAGGUGUCCUCUGUGUCUUAACCGUGAUGGCAUCUUCAGAUUUAUGGACAUUACAGAUUGUUUCCAGAUUUCAAAAGAUCCAAUUAGAGAAAAUUUUUGCCAAAUGGAUUUAACAAAGGGACUCUGGAUCAAAAGCACUAAGGAAUUCUAAGUUAUCUUAUCUGUGAACUACCAGAAGAGGAAAGGCAUUUUCUGUUGAGGUUAUCUUGUGCAGCAAGUGUGUCUGUGUUCCUGCGAAUGUGAAUGAGUGAAUAUGAGUGACCUCAUAAUCUAAAAACACCUCAACUUGUAAACCUGCUGAAAUGUGACACUUUUACCUGAUGAAUGUCCAGUCACAUGUUGAUUGUUUUCAUGUGGGAGAGCAUAUAUUUUACUGGUUUACCAGUGGUGUUAUUUUUAUGCAUUAUAUGAAAAAGAAAAAAAAAAAAGAACUGAGUAGAGAAUAAAUGCAUGCAUGAAAAAGAAACAUACUGGUGUGGUUGUUUAACUCUGAACCUUUACAUGCUGGUUUGAUUAUCUGCUGCCUAAAACCAAAGAAGAACUCUGCAUAUUUAAGGAAUAUUUGAAAUUAAAUUACAAGCCCUAAUGUGUUUCAUGAGCAGAUAAGAGAAGAUAAGAUAACAGCUGAUGCAUAUUAUGACUAGCUGCAUCCAAAACUGCAAUAUUCAAUAUUUCAGGUUGAAUCAAUUUGUGUUUUUAUGUAGCCCAAAAUAGUUUGAACUCGAGCAUUUUCACAAUCUGUGCGAUAUUUAAUAUACUUAACCCCUUAACUCUCAAGAAAAUGAUUGUUUAAGUAAAUAUAUAUGCCA
Molecule: messenger RNA, 2054 nt
Organism: Archocentrus centrarchus (flier cichlid)
Lineage: Eukaryota; Metazoa; Chordata; Actinopteri; Cichliformes; Cichlidae
Product: green-sensitive opsin-like
Exons: 5
Coding region: 208-1266 (352 amino acids)
Biological process (GO): visual perception; G protein-coupled receptor signaling pathway; phototransduction
Cellular component (GO): membrane
Molecular function (GO): G protein-coupled receptor activity
Source: RefSeq, a predicted model, not a curated record